Molecule: messenger RNA, 771 nt
Organism: Penicillium canescens
Lineage: Eukaryota; Fungi; Ascomycota; Eurotiomycetes; Eurotiales; Aspergillaceae
Exons: 1
Coding region: 1-771 (256 amino acids)
Source: RefSeq, a predicted model, not a curated record
AUGCAAGGUAUUGCCCGCAUGGAUCCUAGUACCUACGUCCUCAUUGGAGGGUUUGCUGUUCCAAAAUUAAAAGGCACCUCGAACUAUUCCACGUGGGUCGGCAAGCUGGAACUUGCCAUGCGCUUCACGUUUUCCGAUCACUGGUCCAUCGCCACUGGAGAAAAGCUCCGGCCUUCCCACUACCAUGAAACUUUCGAAGAAGACAUGCAGCUCAUCAGAAGCGUCCUUGCCCAAGAACGGGCCUCCCUUCCGCCAUUUGUGACCCAAAUCCAGAUGGAUGACCUCAUGGCGGCCUUGAACGAUAUCAGCGGAGAAGGCAGCAAUGCCAGUAUUGACCACGCAUGGUUGAUCAAAAGCACUACCGCCUACAAUGUCCUUCUCACGACUCUGGAUGCUAACCUUGCUUGUCCCUUUCGCGAAGGUGAGACUGGAAAGGCCUUCGAACUGUUCACGUGGUUGCAGGACACCUACGGAAAAGGAAGUCUGCGAGCUCUGGUUGAAAAGUAUCAAUCUUGGCGAAGCAUGCACUAUGACGGUGGUGAUCGACGAUCGUUUAUCAAGCAGUUCGAAGCAACCAGCCGGAAAUUGGCUAAGGUCAUCGGACAUCCUGUCGACAACGCCAUUGAAUUCUCCCGCUUCAUGGAUGCCAUCUCAGGCAACGAGGGAAGUCUCCUGAUUGCCGCUGAGUUAGGGAUGGAUCUUAAGAGCCCCUUCGCCAUGCAAAAGGUGUAUCGAUGCUUUGAACAAGGCGUUGAAGCUGGCAUGGUGUGA